Solanum verrucosum is the source of this 1404-nucleotide messenger RNA. RefSeq lists its product as uncharacterized. The record is from RefSeq and is a predicted model, not a curated record. The transcript is spliced from 3 exons. NCBI's taxonomy places the organism in Eukaryota, Viridiplantae, Streptophyta, Magnoliopsida, Solanales, Solanaceae. Bases 1 to 1404 code for a protein of 467 amino acids.
AUGGAUGUUGGAGAUAAAAGUUGGAUGGAUCUCCGAAGAUCCACCGAUGAGUAUACCCAUGGAGUUAAUGAUUUCCUAGAUAAGGCAUUUGAACGAGCUUCCCAAGAAGAUGAAAUAUUAUGUCCUUGUAAGAAGUGCUUUAACUGUUAUUGGCAUUGUCGAAAUGUGGUGGAGGAUCACUUGAUUUGUCAUGGAUUGGUUCAUGGAUACACCAAAUGGGUUUUCCAUGGAGAAGGGUUUUCCUCAAGAAAUAUUCCACAUCCAACCAAUGAUAAUGAAAAUUUCGACAGGCAAGACGGUAUUGAUAAACUACUUCAAGAUACUUUUAGAAAUGUCACAGAUGACUUGAGGCAUGAAGGAGUAAGAAAGGGACUAUCUGAAGAUGCAAAGAGAUUCUUUAAGUUAGUGGAAGAAGGGAAGCAAGAGUUAUAUCCGGGGUGUAAGAACGUUUCUAAGUUGAAUUUCACCAUUCGGUUAUACUUGUUUAAAUGUAUUCACAAGUUGAGUAAUGUAGCCUUUUCAGAUUUGUUAGACUUGAUAAAAGAGGCAUUUCCCUUUGCUCAGAUACAUGAGUCUUUCUACAAGGAAAAAAAGGUGAUAAAAGAUUUAGGUCUUCAUUAUGAAAAAAUUCAUGCAACAAAGGUUUUAAGGUACUUUUCUUUAAAGCCUAGGCUUCAGAGGAUAUGCAUGUGUUCUGAAACAUCUAUUGCUAUGAGAUGGCAUGAUACUGAACGACCCAAAGAUGGAAAUUUAAGACAUCCUGCUGAUGGGGAAGCUUGGAAGGAUUUUGAUUCAUUGCACCCUGACUUUGCUAGUGAUGCUCAUAAUGUUAGAUUGGGUCUUUCAAGUGAUGGUUUUAAUCCAUUUCGAACUAUGAGCAUUUCUCAUAGCACAUGGCCAGUUAUGUUGAUGAAUUAUAGCUUAUCACUAUGGAUUUGCAUGAAACCGGAAGUUGAAGGAACUAUGGGAAGUGGAGUGGAAACAUAUGAUAUUGUAACUAAUCAAGCAUUUAUGAUGCGUGCAGCUUUAUUGUGGACAAUUAGUGAUUUUCCAGCAUUGGCAAUGCUUUCCAGAUGGAGUACCAAAGGGAAAUGGGCACGCCCCACUUGUAAUCAUAAUAGUUAUUCCCAAUAUCUCAAACAUAGUCAUAAGAUGUGUUAUUUGGGUCAUCGAGCAUUUUUUCCUCAUGAUCAUCCAUAUAGAAGAGAUAAAAAAUCCUUUAAUGGUAAAGAGGAGCAUAAAGUUGCACCUACUCCCUUAUCAGGCGUACAAGUUCUUGAAGAACUUCGUGAAUUCAAUAAUGUUUUUGGAAAGGGCCAAAAGAAAAGAAAACGAAAGAAUGAUAGUCCAUGGAAAAAAAAUCCAUAUUUUUUGAGUUGCCGUAUUGGGCAACAAACAAAUUGA